AUGGGCAUGAUUAUCCCUGUUCAACCUACGAAACCAUUCUCUAAAUUUUCUCCAGAUGAAAUAUAUUCCGUUUCCUCACUUCAUGAAAAUCCUCGUGUAGCCAAUGGUCUUAUCUCACCAAGUAAAUCACUUUUUAUUGAAAUCUCAAAUUUUUCUCAUGACUCUAUCGAGGUUCAUCCUCAACAAAAACUAACCGUUAUGGAACUAUUGAUUGAACAUCAAUUGAAUAGCGUAUCAAGAUUAUCUCAUACACCUCAUCAUAUUGAAGAAGAACAAAUAUGUCUCCCUGAUUUAUCCUAUUCUGACUUAAACGAUAUUCAAAAAGCUAAACUAGUUACACUUAUUAAACAAUAUCCACAAGUUUUCACCGAGAAACUUGGUCGGACUCAUCUUGUUAAACAAGUAAUCGAACUUCAACCAGGAACACAAUCCGCAAACACUCAACCAUAUCGUCUCUCCCCAUCUAAAAAAGCUAUAGUCGAUCAACAACUAGAAGAGAUGCUCCAAGCUGGUCAUAUUACUCCUUCACAUAGUCCUUGGGCAUCUCCAAUCGUAUUAUCCCCUAAAAAAGAUGGUACACUCAGAUUUUGUGUUGAUUAUCGAAAGUUGAAUGCUAAUACAAUUCGUACAGCAUAUCCUAUGCCUCAAGUUGACGAUACCCUUGAUUCACUCAGGGAAGCAGCGUUUAUUACUCAUCGCGGCCUCUAUGAAUUUUUAGUCAUGCCUUUUGGACUGUCUAAUGCUCCUGCCACAUUUCAGAGAUUAAUGGAUCUUAUCUUAGCUGGAAUAAAAUGGCAGUCAUGUCUUGUCUAUAUAGAUGAUAUUGUCGUAUUCUCUUCCACCUUUGAACAACAUCUUAAAGAUUUAUCCUCUGUCUUUGAUCGUCUCAAAACUGCUGGACUUACUCUUAAAGCCUCAAAAUGUGAUUUUUGUAGAAAAGAAUUAAAGUACUUAGGACAUAUUAUUACUCCUGACGGUAUUAAACCUGAGCCCGGUCUAAUCGACUCCGUGAAACUUUUUCCUCAACCUACACGAUUAAAAGACAUUCAAUCAUUUUUAGGCUUAACUGGAUACUACAGAAAAUUCAUAAAAGAUUACGCUAAAAUACGUUCUCAUCAAAAAUCUAAACGUCCACCAAAUAACAUAGAAUGGUCUGUUGAGUGUACUAUAGCCUUUGAACGAUUAAAAACUGCACUUACUCAGGCUCCUAUACUUCGAGCUCCAAAUUUUAAUGAACCUUUCAUUUUGGAAACAGAUGCCUGUGAUUAUGGUCUUGGUACUGUCCUUACUCAAGAAUAUGAUAAUAAAAAAUUUGUUAUUGCUUACGCUAGCCGAACUCAAACAGCAGCUGAGAGAAAUUAUUUUCCUACAGAAAAAGAAGCUCUAGCUAUUUAUUGGGCCACCAAACAUUUUCGGCCCUAUUUAGAAGGUACAAAAAUCUAUAUUCGAUCUGAUUGUAGGGCACUACAAUGGCUUCUUGAAACAAAAGAUUCGUCUGGACGAUUAGCUCGAUGGGCAAUAAGUCUAUCAGCAUUUAACAUUACAAAUAUGACUGAACGAGUCAAUAGAAAUCUUAAACCAAUGUUAGCACAAUAUGCUCAAGAAAAUCCACAAUCAUGGGAUCAACAUCUAUCGAAACUUGCUUUUUCUAUUCGAACUUCAGUAAAUGAAACAACAGGUGAUACACUAGCAUAUCUUAAUUUUGGACGUGAUCCUAAAUUACCUCCACACCUACUCCUAACCACACCGACUCAUGAUGUACCUCUACUUCCCACAUCUCUAUCCUCAGAAAUCGAAAAUUAUAAACAACAACUUCGUCAUCAAUUACUUACAUCUCAUCAAUUUGCUCAAGAACAUAGUGAACUAGCGUGGACACUUUCUUCAAUCUUAAAUGCCACCACAGUCAAUCGUUUCUCAUUCUUACCAUCUUCCAAUGAAACUAAUCCCUCUACCAUCUCAUCAACAAUAUCCUCAUCGAAAGAAAAUUCUACUCCUGACACUUUGGCAUCACAUGUCUCACAUAUAACUGCACCAGCACAAUCAAACACAACAUUAAAACGGCAAUUAUCUCAUGAAACAAUAAUUCCACAACCACUUAUGUCAUUACAACUUGACGUUAAUGAACCACCACUUCACAAUGCUCCUGCUAAUCCAAUUCCUCUUAUGUCAUUCUAUGCUCCCCCAUGCUCAACUAAAUCCCAUCUUCAACGUAAACCACGUUUAUACAGCACAGUCUGUAGUCAAGCACCACAAGCAAACACUAAUACAAGUCAACACGUCACCAAUCAUCGCUCUGAUACAUCGUCAACAACCUUCAACACCAUCAACUCAUCAACACAACAACAGGAACGCGCAACAGUCUUCUCACCAAACCACGAUCAACCAUCUCCUGGAUUAUCAAGUGCUUUUAAUACCGAGAUGAUCGAAUUAUCAUAG
Messenger RNA from Rotaria sp. Silwood1, 2436 nucleotides. The record is from the annotation of a GenBank genome assembly. Lineage: Eukaryota; Metazoa; Rotifera; Eurotatoria; Philodinida; Philodinidae.